This is a messenger RNA of Ambispora leptoticha, 478 nucleotides long. NCBI's taxonomy places the organism in Eukaryota, Fungi, Glomeromycota, Glomeromycetes, Archaeosporales, Ambisporaceae. The record is from the annotation of a GenBank genome assembly.
UACGAGUCUAUCUGCAGGUCACGUCGGAAAAAUCACGGGUUUUAGAUCGCAAUUAAACUCGAAUGCUGAUGAUAACAAUAUUCGUAAAGAUCUACCUGCAUGCAUGCUUCAACAUUGGAACUUAAAAAGUUUUCAAAGAAUUGCACUUCAGCAUGCUGAUGAGAUUCUUGAGAUAAUCAUGUCUUUGAAAAAGAGAGAGCGUACUUUGUGCUAUUUCAAUCCCGAAUAUUUAAACAAAAAAGUCAUAGAAGCGAUUGUCGUAAUUCCGCCAAAAGUUGGUCCUAUUAUUGAAUAUUCCGAAGCGUAUCAUAAUCGUAAAGAACCAACUGUAUUGUCAAAAAAGGUUCAUGAAACGCGAGCUUCAUUCCAAAUGGAAAAGAAGCAACGUCAUGGAUCUGAUGAUCCCGUACAGCCAAGCACAGCAAAUGCUUCAACAUUGGAACGUGAAAAGUUUUCAAAAGCAAUAAAAAGAAUUUGA